AGUAGACAACGUAGUCCCUAUCGGAAAGCCCUAAAACCUUCAUUCGAUUUCAUUACUGUAAAUUUCGCAAACAGCCAGAGUGCACUCUAAUCGGGUUAAGGAGAGGUCAAGAAUCUCCGAAGGGAUGGAAGGAGUUGCGGAGGAGAGGGGCGGCGGCGGCGGCGGCAGCAGCCGGCAAGUGAUUCCGGAGGCGGCGAUGGAUGCAUUGAGGAGAACCUCCAAAAAUAUCGACGAACUGCAUGCUAACAUGGACCAGUUCUUGUCCGCCUGCGACGCCGAUACUCUUUCUCGAAUGAGCCCUCUUGAGAGGGCCCACUGUCUGCUCUUGCUCUCCAAAGCCGCCACCACUGUUUAUGCAUUGAGGCUGAGAUGCAAAGGGGUGAAUCCAGAUGAACAUCCUGUGAAGUCGGAGAUUGAGCGGUUAAACUUGUAUCAAGAGAAACUGCAGCGUUCUGUGGAUUUGAAUAAAGCACCACUGCGUCCCUCGGCCACCAUAAAUGCUCAAGCUGCAACUCGGUUUAUUGAGCAUUCUUUGCCUGAUCUUACAUCUGAGCAGAAGCAGAGUAUGAGAGAAAUCAGCAAAGGGGAGGGGACAAGGAUUAAAUAUUUGGAACGAGUUGUCCAUAAGAAGAGAAAAUAUCAAUCAACUGAUAAACAAUCUGUUCAAAGUGCUGCCCAGGAAUUUCUUGAGAAAGCCAGUCGAGAGCUUCUUGGUGACAAUAAAAAUGGUUUUAAGGGACCCUUACGCCCACCCGAGGAUUCUGAUGAAGAUAUACCCAUCGCUUAAUCCUCUGGUAGAUUUCAUCUUAUCUCUGACCUACAAUCUGGAUUAUCCAGUUUUGUGCCUGUGUUUGCAAGAAGACCUGAACCAUGGAGUAGAUCUGUCGGUUCUGUCUCAUUUCUUUUCCCUUCCUUGACACGGAAGAUGAUUUAUGCAGUUAUACUCUUCUCAGUUUCAGGGAUAAGUAGCUUUGAUGUUUGUUUAUAUCGAUAGUCUAUGUUGUUUUUUCCUUUUGUUAUGUUGUUUCAUAAAUAGCAGUAGUCUAUGUUAUGUUCUUGUUAGUAAAACAUCACUCUAAAGAUUUUGGAACCUGCUACUCUAUGAUGCUUGCCAGAAGCAUUAUGUGAAUUUUGUUUUUGUAUUUAAGGUUCAAAGAUAAUGUUUUCUCGAUCUCA
Messenger RNA from Ipomoea triloba (trilobed morning glory), 1176 nucleotides. RefSeq names its product nuclear nucleic acid-binding protein C1D. Gene Ontology annotation, biological process: maturation of 5.8S rRNA; regulation of gene expression. Gene Ontology annotation, cellular component: exosome (RNase complex); nucleolus. Bases 125 to 787 code for a protein of 220 amino acids. The transcript has 6 exons. Lineage: Eukaryota; Viridiplantae; Streptophyta; Magnoliopsida; Solanales; Convolvulaceae. The record is from RefSeq and is a predicted model, not a curated record. Gene Ontology annotation, molecular function: RNA binding; DNA binding.